GUCAACAGCACUCACCCGUUCAUCAUGAUGAAGCUCAUCAUUUCCCUGACUCUUUUCUGGGCUCUCUGCAGCACAGCCGGAGCUCUUCGGUGUCACACCUGCACAGAUGAGACAUGUUCAACCACAACACCCCAAACGUGUUCCACAGAGACGAUGUGUAUAUCAGCAGCCAUUGAAGGAACUUCAUCUGGAACUGCACUCCCGCAAAUCUACAAAGCAUGUGCUCCGUCCUCCCAGUGUCCAGCCACAGGACCUCAGACAUUUUCAGUCAACUUGGGUGGUUCAAGUGCACUUGUAUCAGCUACGUGCUGCAACACAGAUAACUGCAACAGAGAUAGUGUAGCUUCUCCUACUACUCCGGCAGAUAACAGCCUCCAGUGUAAUUCUUGUUCAACCUCUGCAUGCACGACACCAUUACAGUGUAAGGGGACAGAGGACAUGUGCUUUCAGGCAACUUGUGCCAGGCAAGUGAGGGCCAGGUCCCCGGCUGUAGAGCAGCAGGCGCAGUGGUGGCCCGAGGCCCAAAUCAGGAAUUCUCUCGACCAGACCCCGCCCCCAGUGCAGCACAGCAACAGGGGUGCAACAGGUACCCAGGCAACCACCAUGAACCCACACCGACCAGUCGAGUAA
Mugil cephalus (flathead mullet) is the source of this 630-nucleotide messenger RNA. RefSeq names its product phospholipase A2 inhibitor and Ly6/PLAUR domain-containing protein-like. The record is from RefSeq and is a predicted model, not a curated record. The transcript has 5 exons. Lineage: Eukaryota; Metazoa; Chordata; Actinopteri; Mugiliformes; Mugilidae. The coding region runs from base 25 to 630 and encodes 201 amino acids.